This is a messenger RNA of Caenorhabditis briggsae, 1344 nucleotides long. The transcript has 6 exons. Lineage: Eukaryota; Metazoa; Nematoda; Chromadorea; Rhabditida; Rhabditidae. The record is from RefSeq and is a predicted model, not a curated record. The coding region runs from base 1 to 1344 and encodes 447 amino acids.
AUGACAUCGAUAACUUUGAAAUGGUUUAUAUUUCUACUUCUUCAAUCAAUAUUCAACUUCGUCUCAUCUCAAAAACUAGCAGUAGUAGUGAUUGAUGGAUUAGCUGCGAACACAUUCUACAAGUUCUCUCAUCUAUCAGUAUUUCGAACAUUUGAAGAGGAAGGCAUUUGGUCAACCAAAGUAUUUCCAGUUUUCCCCACUUUUUCUGUUUCCAAUCGGCACUCUUUGUUAACUGGAACUCUUCCUCGUCGUCACGGACUGAUUGGAGACUUCAUCCAUAAUUGGCGAGAUAACUUGAAAUUCCAAAAUUUCACAGCUGAUUCCGACUUUUCCCGAGACUGGUGGUCCAUUGAUCCUAUUUACAUAUCAGCACUCCGUUCGUCUGCUUCAGUAGCCAUGUUCUUCUUUCCGGAAUGUGACGUCGAUUGGGAUGUAGCACCGCAAAUAUGUGUCCCACCCAGAACUGACGGGAAGACAUUUGCAGACGAAUCGCAGGCAAAACGUGUGAUUCAAGCUACAAAAGAGCACGAUCUGACUCUGAUCUACCAUCCCUGGAUAGGAGAAGAGAUUCGUAGGAAAGGAGUUCAUCAUACCAAUGAAAAACAUUCAAAAGAAGUUCUUCGAUUUGCUCAAAGUCUUGAAAGAUUGACUGCUCAAGCGAGGGAAAGAGCUGAUUUGAAUGUUAUUGUUGUAUCGACUCAUGGAUUUAUUGAUGUUCCAAGAAAGAAUAUCAGAGUGAUCGACGAAUACGUUCCAAUGGAAUUGAUAGAAACUACAGUAGGCAGUGGAGCCAUAAAACAGUUACAAGUGAAAAAAGGAAAAACUCAUCAAGUUUACAGUCAACUUCAUGAUCACCAUCCGAUUCCGAAUGUUCAUGUUUAUUAUACAACUCCAAAAACAGGAGACUUACCAGAACACUAUCAUUUCAAGAAGAGUGACAUUGUGGCGGAUCUGGUUUUAUUAGCAGAUCCUGGCUAUGCAGUGGUUACGAAAGACGAGAAAAAACAAUUUCCAAAGCCAAAACUUCAUGAAAUAACUGCAGCUAUCGAUGGAUACAAUAAUGAGUUACCUGAUGUUUUAGGAGUAUUUUUGGGUUAUGGACCAGCAUUUCGUGUUGGAUAUCGAAAAGGACCAAUUCAACUAUUCGAUAUCUACUCUCUUAUGUGUUCUCUUCUUUCGAUUGAAGAUUCCUGCAAUCAUACACCGGGUCGAAUACUUCGAAUUGACGAUGUCCUCACUUCUGAUGCUCGGGUCGCCAUUCGAAGUACCUCAUCAUUCUCUUCCUUACCUUCGUUUUAUGUAACUUUUGUUAUGCUGUUUUCUGUUAUUAUUCUGUUAUUUUAG